AUGGGUUGUUGCUUGAUAGCUAGUGUGUCUUGCUGUGUGUUAUAUGACUCUGGAGCGACACACUCCUUUGUGUCAGAUAAUUGUGUGAAACGUCUGGGUUUGCCAGUAUGCGAGCUACAGUGCGAGCUUGCAGUGUCUACUCCGGCGUCGGGAUUGGUCACGACGUCGUCUUUGUGUGCUAGGUGUCCAGUGGAGGUAGAGGGACGCAGGUACAAGGUGAAUCUGCAAGACUUGGAAGUGAUCUUAGGGAUGGAUUGGCUCUCUGCCAAUCGCGUCCUUAUAGACUGCCGGGAGAAGAGGUUGUUGUUUCCCGAUUUAGAGGAGCUCGAGUUGGUGUCCCCUCAGGGGGCGAUGAGGGAGAUUCAGAGUGGCGCGCAGUGCUUCAUAAUCUUCGCUCGUAUGGAGGUGGGAGAGAGAGAGAGAGACCAUCAGUCAUACCUGUGGUACAUGAGUUUGAAGACGUAUUUCUGGAUGAAGUACCAGGGUUGCCUCCCAGUAGAGAAGUGGAGUUCUUUAUCGACCUGGUACUAG
Messenger RNA from Vigna unguiculata (cowpea), 531 nucleotides. RefSeq lists its product as uncharacterized. Lineage: Eukaryota; Viridiplantae; Streptophyta; Magnoliopsida; Fabales; Fabaceae. The record is from RefSeq and is a predicted model, not a curated record.